Sander lucioperca (pikeperch) is the source of this 1855-nucleotide messenger RNA. RefSeq names its product PI-PLC X domain-containing protein 1-like. Gene Ontology annotation, biological process: lipid metabolic process. Gene Ontology annotation, molecular function: phosphoric diester hydrolase activity. The record is from RefSeq and is a predicted model, not a curated record. The transcript is spliced from 7 exons. Lineage: Eukaryota; Metazoa; Chordata; Actinopteri; Perciformes; Percidae. The coding region runs from base 291 to 1247 and encodes 318 amino acids.
AAUGGAUAAGGAAGAAGGAAGAAGAAGAAAAACUUGAUGUGUUCUUUAAACAUUCCUGUCAGAAUUUAUUCUAUCUGGAUUUCCUCAUACAAUGAGCUUCCUGAUGACAAGGACUUGUCUGACCACAGCAGAUACCCGCCUCGGUCGCUUACCACGGUGCUAUAGGCAGUAACUGAAUACUGCAGCCUCCAAAUGAGCGGCAAUAUACGAGAAUAUCAGUUCUUUGAAUAGUUCUACACUGUCAAGUCUGAGGUAGGAAAGAACUCAAGACAAGCUGGCAGGAAUUUGAGAUGGCAAUGUCUACAGGAGAAGGCAAAACAGAAGUCACAAGCAACAGUGACUGGAUGUCGCAACUACGACCUGAACUCCACGACACUCCUCUCUAUAAACUGGCCAUACCAGGUAGCCAUGACUCAAUGACUUAUGACUUGGACAUUAACUCUGCUAUAAUAGAACCUGAUGAACUGAAAAAAUGGAGCUGGAUAAUAUGUGCACGUGAACUAGUGCGCACAGCGGCAACUACUCAGGAUGUGACUAUCACACAGCAGCUGGAUGCAGGAGUUCGCUACUUUGACCUGAGGAUCGCUCACAAGACAAAUGACCCUGACCCCAAUAAGUUUUACUUUUAUCAUGGGCUGUGCACACGGACUGAUGUGGAGACUGUUCUCAGGGACAUAAAUGACUGGGCAGAGAAGCACCCCAAAGAGAUCCUCAUCCUGGCUUUAUCCCACUUCAAAGACUUCAACGAAGAGCUCCACCAAAGUCUUAUCAAAUCCAUUAAGACCGUGUUUGGAGCCAAACUCCGUAACAAGGUAUCAACACAGGACCCCUUCCCAACCCUGAAGAGUUGCUGGGACAAAGGCACAAAUGUCAUAGUUUCCUAUGAUCAUUCUGCAAAUCAGGAGCCCGAGUUAUGGCCUGGAAUAAAGUAUUACUAUGGCAAUAGUAUGGACCCCGCAACGAUUGAAUCAAAGCUUGAAUCAGCUCUUCAUAAGAGAGGGUCUAAAGCACAGGAUUUCUUUGUGUGCGGCCUGAACCUGACACUGCCAGAAGACACCGGGGUACUCAAGUACAUCCUUAACCCUUGUGACAAGCUUACCAACGUCAUAAAGAGGAGUCUGCCAAGGAUGCUGCAGUGGUUAAAACAGCAAUAUAGCCAAACACCUUAUAUGAACAUAGUUGCCUCAGACUUGGUGACUUGUGACGACUUUGUCUCAACGGUUGUCCAGCUCAAUUGGCCUCAAUAGGGCAGACUAUGCAUACUUUACACUGGUUGAUUGUGGGGUUUUAGAGUGUGUGGAGCUGGAAGGGGCGCUGUGUAGCCUACUGUUGGGGAGAAAGGCUAGUCUAUAUGUAGGCUAUGUAGCCCAACUGUUACAGGCUAAUGGGGCUGCAUGUUAUGAAAUUGUUUGCCAGGUUUUCUGGUUAUUAAUCAUUGUAUAUUAAUAUGGGGCUGGUGGAGUGGUUUUCUUUGUUUUUUUUGCUUUUUUGUUUCAGACUUUUAGUGGGUGUAUUUGGUGUAGCCUAUGCAUGCAUGUGUCAUACAUCAACACCCCUCUGAGUCUAGAUGGAUGGAUUUUACAGUAGGUGUGUAUAGGUUUUACAGUUAACAUUAUCCUAUGCAAGCCUACUGGUGUUUUUAGGUGAGAUGUUUUAUUAAAGAACAUCAAAAGUAUUUUCUUUUUUUCUAUUCAUUCUCUUUCCAUUUUUAACAUUUACUGUCUUGCUCUCGCACUAAACAUUGUGUAUUAUGAGAAGAACCUACACACACUCCUUUGAUUGUUUUAAAUGUCCUUAAUCUGUUGGAGCGCCAUCAUGUGUCAACUCAUGGUAUUGCAAUAAAAUGUUCACCUCA